UUUUUUUUUCAGGGCAUUAAAAUGUUUUGCUUCCUGUACUAAGUUGUAAACUAAUAUUUCUUUUGUGCAAUGGGUGUCUGUCAGCUGCUUAUUGUUGUGUGUUUGUUUACUGUUUGUACUCUCGUCCCUCGUGUGUGUUGCGGAAAUGUGAGCUCGGGGGGAACUCGCAGCACGUUAAAUAAUUCUGCCGCUGAUUUCGACUCGUUCAGAAAAAAGUUUCACCGCUCCAACCAAGUCAGUAGUGAGACGUUUAACAGCCGUAUUUCCUAUAUUCAGGAUGCUGCAUUGCGGCAUGUAUACCUGAACUCAUUUUCCACAGAACCACAGUCUGCCAAGUAUGGCAUGAACCAGUUCUCUGACCUUUCACAGAAGGAAUUCAGCGAUUUGUACCUGCGAGCAACCAGCGACGGAGCUCCUGUCUUCUCUGGACUGAGCAGACGAGGGCUGCCUGCCAAAUUUGACUGGAGGGAAAAAGCAGUGGUGGCGCCGGUCCAGGACCAACUAGCAUGUGGGAGUUGUUGGGCAUUUAGUGUGGUUGGUGCCAUACAAUCUGCUUCUGCAAUCAGGGGCUCGCAGCUGGAGCAGCUCAGUGUGCAGCAGGUUGUGGACUGUUCCUUUAGGGAUGCGGGGUGCAAUGGAGGCUCAAUAUCUCAGGCUCUGACUUGGUUAAAACAGACGAAGGUGAAGCUGGUGACUCAGUCAGAGUAUCCAUACAAAGCCAAGACAGGCAUCUGCCAUUUCUUUUCCCAGUCUCAUGAUGGUGUCGUUAUGAAGAACUUCACUGUGCAUGACUUCAGUGGUCAAGAGGAGGCAAUGAUGGGUCAGCUAGUGGAGCGUGGUCCUUUGGCUGCUAUUGUGGAUGCUGUCAGCUGGCAAGAUUACCUGGGAGGCAUCAUCCAGCACCACUGUUCCAGCCAGUGGUCUAACCAUGCUGUUCUGAUCGUUGGAUAUGACACGACUGGUCAAAUUCCCUUCUGGAUUGUGCAGAACUCCUGGGGAACUACUUGGGGAAACAAAGGUUACGUUUACAUAAAAAUUGGCGGGAACAUUUGCGGUAUUGCAGAUUCUGUGGCAGCUGUUUUUCUUUGACAAUAGUUUGUAAAUGAUUAUGAGUCAUAUGUGUUUGUGGGAGUCAAAGUUCAUGCCCAACGAAAUUAAGACGUCUCUAUUUUUUUAAGUGUAAUUUGUGGUAUUGUUUUUACUUAAUAAAAGACAGAAACAUAUCCUUCUGUUGCCAUUAAAACAAAAAAAGAAAAUCCCCUUAUA
This is a messenger RNA of Menidia menidia (Atlantic silverside), 1266 nucleotides long. The record is from the annotation of a GenBank genome assembly. NCBI's taxonomy places the organism in Eukaryota, Metazoa, Chordata, Actinopteri, Atheriniformes, Atherinopsidae.